AAACGAAGCAUUUAAAGAAACAUGGAAUACUCACGAGUGGGGAGUGACCUUACCUGACCUGACCCACACUGCAAUGCAAUCAUUGGUCGAUUUGGCCUUCAAAUGAUAUAUAUCUAUGCAGCGUCGCUCGAAUAUUUGGAAUGCUCUGCUCUAUCUGCCAAUUCUGCUUGCAUUUCUGCACUGCUAUCUUUCGCUUUCCGAAAUCACAACCGACGAAGAGAUUGAAACUUUUAUGUGCUUCUGUCUAAUCAGGAUUUGGCGAUUUGGAUCCUCGAGUUUGGAUUAAUCGUUGAAUCUAUCUGUCAAUCUGUUUGGGAAUGGGAAUCAUCUUCGGCUUUUGUUAGGAAGCAGCGGGCGGUUUCAGCCUUCUACUGGUUUUUGAUUGAUUGAUCGACUGAACGAAUUGCUUGGGAGAAUCGAAGUAGGCCAGAAUUCUCACUCGCUUAAGAAAGGAUAAAAGUGCAUUGCGGCGGUUGUUUUUGCCGCAAUGAGUGCAGUAUGUUCAACAACCUCUCCUCGUGAGCCCAGCAAUCCCGGCGAAGUCUAUAUGCAGCAGCACAUGCUCUUCACCGGUAGCUUGAAGGAUUUGAAGAACCUUAGGAAACAACUCUACGAAGCUGCAGAAUACUUCGAGUUGUCUUUCAAUAACGAUUUCGAAGAACUAGACGUCUUGGAUUCAUUGAAAGACUACUCGACUAAAGCUCUUGUAAGUACGACUGAUCAUUUCGGUUCUAUGGCAACCAAGGUUAGUAAGUUGCUAGAUGAUCAGGCUCGUAAAGUCUCCAAAUCAGAACUCAAACUAUCAUGUGUGGAGCAGAAAAUACGGACGAUUCAUAAGUUAAUAGACUGCGAGGGUCGUUCUCAGCAGUCAUUGGCAGUGGACACUCCCAAGUACCAUUCGCGAUACCUCUUGCCCGUGGGAGACACUAUGCGCGGAGCUUUUCGCACAAGAUCAAAAUACCAAGGAUGCAACCUAGACGACAUAGAAGAUUGGCAUGAAUACAAGAAUGCUAUUCAAGCUAAGGGUCAGGAAAUUCUCCCCCAAGUUACAGUUGGUAAAGGACGCUCGUCAUCACCUACUCUAAGAGCUGCUCGACAACAGAAGAGAGUUUACUUCUCUAGCAACCUACCCAACCAAGAUAAGGGAGCGGAGUCAACAUACAUGUAUCCUCAUCGUACAUCCAGUCUCAAAAGUAACCCCGUGACUCCAAAUAUCUCACCUCCGGAAACCCCAAGUCGGCCUAGGCCAAUGACCCCAAACCGAGCUCUCCGAAGGCAACAGUAUCUAUCUGAAGUUCAAAAGGCAGAAUCAUUAUUCGUUCGCUCGGACAAAGACACACGCAGAGACAGUGAACUGCAACCAGGCAAAAGCAAAGGACUGUUCAAAGGAUUUCUCAGUAGGCACAAAGCAAAGAAAGAUGAUCAUUUGGAUAUCUAUUUGGAUAAUACUAACUGAAAUAAAGUGCACAAACAAGAAAUCCCAUACUUGACAGAGUUUGGGCAAACUUUAAACCCUAGAUUCAGUUAUCAAACAUCAUCUAACUUCCAUCUUCAAUGUUUCUGUUUUUUUUUUUUUAAGCAUAAUAUAUAUUAUCAAACACAUGUUGAUCGAA
Molecule: messenger RNA, 1613 nt
Organism: Andrographis paniculata
Lineage: Eukaryota; Viridiplantae; Streptophyta; Magnoliopsida; Lamiales; Acanthaceae
Product: protein ABIL2-like
Exons: 10
Coding region: 488-1456 (322 amino acids)
Source: RefSeq, a predicted model, not a curated record